AACCUAAAAUCCCCUAUUCAGUUCCCGGUUUCAGCUUUUCAAGAAUCCAUUUUUCUUCACCGGAACCGGAGAUUUUGCUGCCUAACCCUCAACUUUCCGGCGGUUCUCCGGCAUUUCUUCAGUAUCAUCCCAAAACCCUUUUGACCCAAUAGUUCAAGAAUGUCACGUUUUCCGAUGAAUCGUUACGAUGAGCAGAGAUUAAUACAAGAAGUUCACUACCUCCAUUCUCUGUGGCAUCAAGGUCCUCCCCAACCCCAACCCCACCCCCACCCCCACCCCAAUCUCCACCCCGCAACCCCGGUGAGUCUACAACCCUCCAGUUCUACCCAAUUCAAGAAACGAAAUAAGCAGAAGUCGAAAAGGAUGAAGGAAGCUAUAAUAGAUUCCGGUAUUGAAUGGGUUUGGCCAAGUCCAAUUGAAUCGCCUCCGGUGAUGGAAUCCGGCUGGCCCAGCUUUACUAAACAACCAAAUUCGCAACCCCAUUUGCCCACUGUUGAAGAAUUGGCCAGUAUCGGGGCGAACAGGGCCCAUCAACAGGCGUUGAGGGUGGUAUCGGAGUAUCUGAAGUGCUCAAUUGAUGAUGAUGAUGAUUCUGAGGAUGAUGAUGUUAUGGAAGUGGAAAAAGGGGAGAAAAAUUUGAACUUUUUCGCAAAGUUGUUUGAGGAGGAUGGUGGGUUGAGAGAGUAUUAUGAGAAGAACAGUGAGAGUGGUGGGAAAUUUAGUUGUCUUGUGUGUUGUGGGGUUGGUAAGAAAGGUUGGAGGAAGAGGUUUAAGGAUUGUGUAGCUCUUGUUCAGCAUUCGAUUACUAUAGCAAACACAAAUACGAGGAAGGCACAUAGGGCUUAUGGUCAGGUCAUUUGUCAAAUUCUUGGAUGGGACAUUAAUAGGCUCCCAUCAAAUGUUUUAUCUGCAGGUGAUAAGCCUAGUGAAUCUUCUGAUAAACAGGUGGAGGCUCAGGUAUUAGGCUCCGAACUUCUGACUUCAAGUUUGGCCAAUUCUGAUGACGGAUCCAAUAAAACAUUGCCGGGGAAUGAGGUUGGUGGUGGUAAAGAUGGUUUGAGUGGUCUAAGCAAUGCGACAGAUGCUGUAAAUAUCGGCACUGAUGAAUUAUCUCAGCAAAAACAGUCUUUUAGUAAUGAAAACCAACAAGAAAAUGGUGGUGGCUCAACAGCAUUAGAGCACAACUACCUAAUUGAAGCCAGUGUCAGCAAUGGGAUUCCUGAAACAUCAAAAGAGAACACAGAGGGUGCAUCCAAUUGUCUGGGGAAUGAGGGUGAUGAUGGUAAGAACAGUUUGAGUGGUCAAAGCAAUACCACAGAUACUGUAAAUAUUGGCAGCAAUGAGUUAUCUCAGCAAAAAGAGUCUUCCAGUAACGAAAACCAGCAAGAAAAUGGUGCAACGUUAGAGCACAAUUCCAUGAGUGAAGCCAAUGCAAAUAGAAGCUUGGAAGUUGCUAGCAAUGAUAUACCUGAAACAGCAAAAGAGAAUGCAGAGGGUGCAUCCAAUUGUCCCGAGCCAUUGCCUGAGGAUAUGAUUGUCGCAAAUGAAGAAAACAAUCAUCAGAAGGAUGAUGUUCUGCAAGAGACAACAAUCGUUAGCGACAUGAGUUGAAUAUUGAUUUCCUUAUCAUUCAAGAACUUUGAGAAUGCAAAGUGAAGCCGUUCAUGCUUUCAAGAUCUCUCUUUCCAGUAGGUCAUCUUUUUCAUGGUAAAGGUUGUUAGACGAUAGAGGAAAAAACUUUUGGUUAGUUAUCUAGGUAAAUUAGUUUGUCUAAGAAGACAUUAUUGUUAAUCAGAUGAUACCCUAGUGAUUUGUCUUUCUUGUAAAUUAUAUGAAUGAAAUUGAGAUGCCCUCAUCAGUAGCUGUGCUGUUGAGGAAGUUAUUAUACUUGGGGGAUGCCUAUGCUUUAGUUAUUCUCUAUCAUCCA
Solanum dulcamara is the source of this 1927-nucleotide messenger RNA. RefSeq lists its product as uncharacterized. The transcript is spliced from 6 exons. Lineage: Eukaryota; Viridiplantae; Streptophyta; Magnoliopsida; Solanales; Solanaceae. Bases 160 to 1611 code for a protein of 483 amino acids. The record is from RefSeq and is a predicted model, not a curated record.